Lepus europaeus (European hare) is the source of this 2064-nucleotide messenger RNA. RefSeq names its product anosmin-1-like. The transcript has 8 exons. Gene Ontology annotation, biological process: neuron differentiation. Gene Ontology annotation, molecular function: protein binding; peptidase inhibitor activity. The record is from RefSeq and is a predicted model, not a curated record. The coding region runs from base 4 to 1164 and encodes 386 amino acids. NCBI's taxonomy places the organism in Eukaryota, Metazoa, Chordata, Mammalia, Lagomorpha, Leporidae. Gene Ontology annotation, cellular component: extracellular region; cell surface.
ACUAUGCCCGUCAUGGCUGCCGGCGCGGUGCUGGCGCUGUGCGCUGUGCUGGCCGCCGGCGCGGGUCCCGGGACGGUAGGCGCGGAGUCGCUUCGGGCCGGGGGCGUCCAGGGCUCGCGCUGCGCGGCCCGGUGCCUGAGUCUGCGGCUGUUGCAGAACAACGGUUCCCUGGUUUGGUGCCAGAAUGACAAGCAGUGUUCGACGGUAGGAUUCCUAGACGUGGAUGCAAUCCAUUGUCUGGAGCCCUGCAAGCACCCAGGGGAGCUGGAGACGCAGUCAUGUCAGAGCUUCUGUGAGCCACUGUUCCCCGUGUGGAGCCACGAGUGCCUGAGCAGCUGUGCCUUUGUCCGCUCGGCGCUGGCGGCCAAGCAGGGGACGUGUCCGGCGCCGACCCAAGCCAGCGGCUUUGCAGCGGCCUGCGUGGUCAGCUGUGAGGCUGAUGCCGAGUGCCCCGGGGGCCGGAAGUGCUGCCCCAACGGCUGUGGCCGCACCUGCCAGGCGCCCCGGGGGGCCUUCCGAGGGGUCCCCCUGAAACCCCGGAGGCAGCUACGGCUCAGGGAGCUGGGGUCAGGGCCCUUGGAGGUCCAGUGGUCGUCCAGGUUCAACGUCUCCCUAGAGCCCGUGGUGUACGUGGUUCAGCGCCGGUGGAAUUAUGGGAUGGUGCCCAGUGAGCGUGGGGCCACUGCGUGGGAGACGGUGGCCCAGACCACAGACCAGCGAGUCUGGCUGCCCGAUGUCCGGCCCGGCCGCUGGUACCAGUUCCGAGUGGCCGCCGUCAACGUGCACGGCACCCGGGGCUUCACCACUCCUGGCAGGCACUUCCGGUCAUCCAGAGCUCCGUCGGCCCCACCGGCUCCGGCCGACCUUCGUGUGCGGAACUCCACGGUGCGCGACGCCGACGGGACCGUGGCCGCCACCGUGGCCUGGGAGCCCCCAGAGGACCCUGACGUCCCCGUGCACCACUACAGGGUCUCCUGGGGCCACGCGACCGAGGGGCAGUGGCGGAGGAAGACGGUGGACGGGCGCCGGAGUUCAGUGACCCUGCAGCGCCUGCGCCCCAGUGGCGUCUACACCGUGCAGCUGCAGGCUGUGAGCCACUGGGGGCCAACGCGGCUGCGGGGCCCCAAGGCCGCCCUGCGCUUCACGGCCUCCGGUGGUGAGUGAUGUUGCCGGACACCGGAAGUCCCGCCCACUCCCGCUCAUGGUGAGUGGCAUUUCCGCACACCAGAAAUCCCGUCCACGUACUUAUACUCACGGUGAGUGACGUUUUCUGCACACCAGUAAUCCCGCCCACUCCCGCUCAUGGUCAGUGAUGGUCAGGACACCGGAAGUCCCACCCACUCCCUUCCGCACACUGGAAGUCCCUGUGACAGCUCCUGCCUCUUUUAGAGCUGUCGUCAGAUGUGAAUGUCAUUCUGAUUGACAUGUGUCUAUCACCUUCACAGAUGUAUGGUCCCCACAGGGCUCCAGCUCCAGUGCAAGGGAUUGACAGAAUCAGCAUCACUCGGACUUCCCAGGAGCCUUUGCAGUGAGCGCUUCUGUCAAUCAUGGGUCAUCAGCAUUUUGAAUGGACUUCCCAGAAGCCUUUGCGGGAAGGGCUCUUGUCAAUCAUGCGUCGCCAUGGAGAUGCCUCAUGGACUUCCCAGAAGCCUUUGCAGUUGGGGCUCCUGUCAAUCAUGCGUCACCAUGGAGACGCCAAGAGGACUUCCUAGAAGCCUUUGUAGGAAGUGCUCCUAUGCAGUCAUGUGUCAUCUGCAUGCCUAAUAGACUUCCCAGAAGCCUUUACGGUUGGGGCUCCUGUCAAUCGGUGCACAGUUCCAACUCACACACGCAUGACUGCCACAUCCAUGAACAUGCAUGUGCGAACCUGGCUACAUACGUGUGCACCCACACACAGGUCCGGGGUCACGACCUUUGAUGGAGAAGCAGCCGCGUGACCCCAGGGUCACAACCUUUGAUGGACAGGUGGCCGCGUGACCAUGUGACUUUUUUUUUAUUUAUUUCUCAUCCCUCCCAAGUGGGCCAUGUGGAAAAUCGCAAGAUGGCUUUCCUGUUGCCCGGUUA